UACUUUUAUGAUGGAUGGAUGCACUUUUUUGGCCUUCAAAAUCAUAUCCUCCAUUCACUACCAUUAUAAAGCUUGGAAGAGCCAGGGCAUUUUUUAAUUUAACUCCGAUUCUAUUCGUCUGAAAGAAGAAAGUCAUAUACACAGAUGGCUUGAGGCAUUGCUGUUGUUUGCAAUGGCAGCAUUGCACUGUGGGAUAUCAGAAAGCGUGGACUCCAUUGAGGGAAGCUGUAACGAUGUCAUCAGACUACCUUGUAAAGCUACUGACCGAACAACAACGUACCGUUAUGUCAUAUGGUACAGAAUAGAGAGUAAGCCUAUUCCUAUCAUCAAGAGAAAAAAUGGAGAGGAUACAACUUUUAAUAACUUAACUUCUGUUUCUCUGGGAGAGAAAGAGGAAUUGAAGUUACAUAACGUGCAGCCUUCAGACUCGGGAGAAUAUAAAUGCUACUUGGCUGCAGAGGUUGGGGGUCGAAAUGAUGAUUCUUUUAUUAGACUGAAUAUCUCAGAAUGUUUGGAUGUGACUGUGAGCACAGUUUAUCCCUCCACCAUGAUCCAUGAUGAUUCUUUUCCUGCUGCAGAAGAUACAACUGUUCACUGGGUUGUGCUCUGCCUUUCUCUCUUCAGCAUGGCCAAAAUCAUCCUUUGCAUUGUAACUGUGGGGGUGUGUGAUCGAGCCAUAUUUAGCACAGCAAGAAGAAAACAGGAAGUAAGGGGAAGCGAGACUGGAACAAGGUCAAGCCAGAAAGACUGAGAUUCACAAAAAAGCUGAUGGGGUCUAUUUAGUUUUAUGCAUCCACUAAAACAGUCCAGGCCUGUCGUUUACAAGGUUGUUGGCACAAUUAGGUUGUGUUGAUGGUGUUUGUUUAAUUUCUGUGUGGUUUUGCUAUUCUUAAUUAUUUUUUAUUGAUGGAUUAUUCCUAGGGGAGGAGGGAUGGCCAAAAUGCACACUGUUGCAUUUUGUUUGUUUUUGCAUUUUUUCCCCUACAUUUUUAAAUUGUACAUCCUCUGUAAAUAUUUUGCUGUCAGUAGCAGAAUUAUGUACUUUAUGGAUCGCAAGAGUUAAUGUGUCUCCUUAUAUAUGAAUAAAUUAUAAA
Messenger RNA from Rhinichthys klamathensis goyatoka, 1094 nucleotides. RefSeq lists its product as uncharacterized. The record is from RefSeq and is a predicted model, not a curated record. The coding region runs from base 173 to 751 and encodes 192 amino acids. The transcript has 5 exons. Lineage: Eukaryota; Metazoa; Chordata; Actinopteri; Cypriniformes; Leuciscidae.